This is a messenger RNA of Naegleria gruberi, 2004 nucleotides long. RefSeq lists its product as uncharacterized. The transcript has a single exon. Lineage: Eukaryota; Heterolobosea; Eutetramitea; Acrasida; Naegleriidae. The coding region runs from base 1 to 2004 and encodes 667 amino acids. The record is from RefSeq and is a predicted model, not a curated record.
AUGUUUCAAUUACUUCAAGAUAUAGACGUUGUUGUGUUACCAUUUUCAAAGGAAACUGUUCUCAGCAAGAAUAAUUUUCAUGCCCAAUUACUAAAGGAAAAGCUCGGAAGGCGAAUGUUACAAGCAAACGACAGGCAAUUUGAGUUGGAGAGGGCUUUGUUGUGGUUUUUGGAUAAAUUAAAGGAAGAAAAAUUGGCAACUAUCAAUAGUUUUCACGGGAAUACAAUUAAUUCUUGUGUGCCCUUCCGAUUAGUACUUCUUAAAUUGGCUAAAUUUGGAAAACCAGGAAUAAUUAGGAAUUUACCUUUCGAUUAUGAUGAUAGACAAGUUUUAUUGGAAUGUGUUAGGAAUUGUGGAAGUGAAUUUGCUUUUUUACCUGAAAAGUUCAAGGUGGAUAGAGAAAUAGCUCUUGCAGCUGUUAAAUCUAAUGCUGAUUCGAUUGCUAGUUUCAUGGUGAAUAGUUCUGUAUUUAGGAAAGAUCCUGAAAUUAUUGCACAUUGUCUAAUGGCUAAUUGUUCUUUAUCUUCUCAAGUAUCACCUGAAGCAUUGGAUGAUGAAGCAUUUUGUUUGAGUGUGGUUGAGAGAAUCUACAAACCCUCUGAUAUUUACUACGUGUUGCUUCAUUCUGUUUCGAAUCGUCUUUUGGAAAGUGAACCGUUCAUGAAAAGAAUCAUUUCAAAAUUCCCAAAGGCAUUGUAUGCAUUUAAAAAGUUCAUAACCCAAGAGGAUCUUGUGAUUAGUUGUGUGGAAAGAGGAUUGGAUUGGAUCCAUCUCAAAAAAGAUCUUAUUACAAAAGAUCUAAUCCUAAAGUGCUUACAAAAUGUAAGCAUUGUUGGUUUAUCAGUAUUUCAAAAGUAUAGAAUACCAGUUGAGUUUGAACAAGAUAGGGAUAUAACAAUUCAACAAUUGAAGAUUGGAGGAAAAGUUUGGGAUUCUACUAUUCAUCCAAUGUUCAAAUUAAGUAAUUUCAUUUUGAAUGAUACUACACUAUUUGGAGGAGAUAUCAAACUGAUAUUAGAUGUUUUAAAACAUAAUGCGGAUAUUUUCUCAUGGUUACCAGAUCAUGUGCAAUCACAUCCAGCCCUGAGAGAGUUUAAUACUACCCAGAAAAAACAAAGUAUUGAACAAGAACCUUCAAGAUAUGAGAAUAUUUGGAAUAGAGAUGAGUUUAUUGAUUUGUUCAACAAGAGUAGUGAUGAUGAAUUGGAAAGAGAACGACUAGUUUGUCGAUGUGGUUAUUUAUUGAGAUUUUGCUCGCCUAAAAUUACGGCCAACAAGGAAAUUGUAAUGAGAGCUUUACAAACAUCUCCAAUGAGUUUGAAAUAUACAUCUGAUGAAUUGAAGAAGGAUAAAGAGGUGGUAUUAGUGGCUAUACGAAGGAAUAUUAGGGCUAUCCAAUUUGCAAAUCUAGAACUGUUAAAUGAUAAGGAUAUUUGUAAUAUUUUAGCAGGUGGCAUUGAUAUUAUAGAUAUUACAUUCCCUAACCAAUUAUUUAACAGAUAUGUCCAAGUUAUCAGAAGAUUACUAGUGGAUCCUUGCUCUAGUUAUUAUCCAAACGAGCCAGAGUUUUUGGAUUAUGAUGGAGAUGAGAGCUUUUCUGAGGUUGGCCAUUUAGGCCUAAUAUCUGACACAAUUACACAAACUAAUGAGGUUGACAAUGAUGAUUACUAUCUUAACAAUAGAGAAUUUUACAAAUUUGCAUUAAGGUACGAUGGAACAUUGUUACAAUAUGCACCAGAGGAAAUUAGAAAUGAUGAACAAAUGAUUUGCCUUGCUGUCUCUACAAGGAGGUCUGCUUUCAAUUAUGCAACAGAGGAGAGGAAACAAGACCUACUCACAUUUAUGAGAGCUACCAAGUCAAUGAGUUUCUAUUGUGAUUCUGGAGAGCAUGAACAUUAUUACAGUUGGAGCUCAAUUGGUCCUCCAUGUUUACCCUCAGAUCACUUUCAAUCUACUAUUUUUGAUACUUAUUACUACCUUAACCAAGACAAUCCUUUUUUGUAA